Molecule: messenger RNA, 1056 nt
Organism: Camelina sativa (false flax)
Lineage: Eukaryota; Viridiplantae; Streptophyta; Magnoliopsida; Brassicales; Brassicaceae
Source: RefSeq, a predicted model, not a curated record
UUUGCUUCUACUCCUUCUUUUUCUUCUUAUCAAAAUUCACAUCUCUCUUCAUCUUCUUUUCUAUUUAAUAUGAUGAGGAGAAACUUUGAUUCUGCUUCUGGUGUUGAAUAUUUUCCUACCAAUACACUUAAUAGUGUCAAAUAUGAAUUUGAACGUGUUAAUAGUGUCAUGGAUUCUAACCCCAAUAUUUGGAUUCCUGUUUCUCUUCCUCCAUAUUUUCUUGGUAAUCAAGGCCAAGUUUUGAAUCCAACACCUCUUAAUUUCGUUUAUCCGGACCAUGAUCAUGAUGUUCCUCAUCAUUAUGCUGCUCCUCCUCAUCAUCGUGCUGCUCCUCUUCAUCAUAAUGUUGCCUUUCCUCAUCAGCGCAAAGAUUUGAAUCCAACACCUCUUCGUGUUGUUUAUCCUGGCCAAGAUUAUGUUUCUCCUUAUAAUUCUGCUGCUCCUUCUCAUCAUUAUGAUGCUCCUCCUCAUCAUGCUGAUUUUCUUCUUCAACAACGUAAAGAUUUGAAUCCGACACCUAUUAGUGUCAUUUAUCCAUACGAUUACGUUGCCCCUCCUCAUCAUUCUGCUGCUCCUCCUCAUCAUGUUGCUGCUCCUCCUCAUCAUCCUACUACUCAUCCUCAUCAUUCUGCUGCUCCUCCUAAUCAUCCUACUACUAAUCCUCAUCAUUCUGCUCCUCCUUCUCAUAAUUCUGAUAAGUUUUCCUUGUCAUCAAAGCAAAACCAUGUUCCUCAAGAUCGUCGAUCUUUGAAGAAAAUUCUCAAACCAACCAAUACUUUUGAUUCUGAAGAAGAUAAGAAAAGUGGUGAUGAUGAGUAUGAUGGUCGUACACAUAGUAUACCACGUGAAAAAAAUGGUCCAUAUAUAUGUCCCAAGUGCAAUGAGGUGUUUGAUACUUCUCAAAAAUUUGCUGCACAUAUGUCACUACACUAUAAGAGUGAGACGAAUAAUGAAAGAGCUCAGAGACUUCGUGCAAGAAACAAAAGAAAAUAUCGGAAGUUCAUGACGACUCUCAGAAGACCAAAACAGAGGACGGAAUUGGUAGAAGUGGAAUAA